Messenger RNA from Zeugodacus cucurbitae (melon fly), 610 nucleotides. RefSeq lists its product as uncharacterized. Lineage: Eukaryota; Metazoa; Arthropoda; Insecta; Diptera; Tephritidae. Bases 42 to 455 code for a protein of 137 amino acids. The transcript is spliced from 2 exons. The record is from RefSeq and is a predicted model, not a curated record.
AGCUGUUUCGCGUUCAGUAGUCAAUCGAAUGUGUAACGAGAAUGUCGCCGUUAGCAAACAGUUCGUACUCUAAGCGCGCGUUUUGCGGCUUUAUGCUUGGCUGGACGCUGCUCGUAGCGGCCGUCAGUGCGCAGGGUCAACGUGAUCAGUUCAUCAUACGCGUUGCCGAACUACCCAAUGACUUGCCCAACGAAUCGGACAGCGCUGCAGGUGUGGGCGGUGGUUUCAAUUUUAAUUUCGACGAUUUUACACCAAAUGCCGCUACGGAUUUGGGUGGCUUGACAAUCGGCGACGUGACGGCGCAGCAACAGCUACAAGCGCCCGAUGUGGUGGUGGAGGGUCUGAAUUUGCUGCAGCGCAACAAUUUGGUGGCAGCUGCUGGGAAUGCGCAGGCGCCUGGUCCACAACAGCGCAUACGCAUGAAUUUGAAUAGCGGUUUGAGGCGGCGGCGUUGAGUCAACGGGGCAAAGAAUAGCCAAAUUAUGCAAUUGUAAAUCAAAUAAUCGAAUAUUAUUAAUACAACACAAUUAUUAUUACUGGCCUUUGGAAUGUUUCAAUGCAAACAUAUACUUAUUUUUUAUAUACUACAACUGAACAUAAAGUGCGCUAA